Messenger RNA from Brassica napus (rape), 813 nucleotides. RefSeq lists its product as uncharacterized. NCBI's taxonomy places the organism in Eukaryota, Viridiplantae, Streptophyta, Magnoliopsida, Brassicales, Brassicaceae. The transcript has a single exon. The coding region runs from base 1 to 813 and encodes 270 amino acids. The record is from RefSeq and is a predicted model, not a curated record.
AUGGAGAAUGGAGAAUGUGUGAGAUUCUGGAUAGAUAAUUGGAGUCCUUUUGGGAUGUUGCAGGAGUACUUAGCUGGUGGGAAUUCUCGAUUAGGAAUCCCAAAGACAGCAACACUGGCCUCACUUCAUUGUAAUGGCGUCUGGCAGCUUCCCCAAGCGCGUACAGAUGCCCAACUUCAAGUUCUCUCCUUUAUCACUACAAUCGAAUUCACCGAUGUGCCUGAUUAUUAUGAUUGGGAAAUCGAUGGGAAGAUAAGUGAUAAGUACAGAACUGGUGAGAUGUAUCACUACCUCAGAGGAAGGAUAGAAGAAGUGAGAUGGGCUCAAGUUGUCUGGCCAAAACGGAGAAUCCCGCGACACAGCUUCCACACGUGGAUGAUAGUACAAAAUCGACUACCCACGAGAGAUAGAAUGAUCGGAUGGGGAUUGCAGGUGUCUCAUACCUGUCUCCUAUGCAACACAGCGGCAGAAUCAAGGGAUCAUCUAUUCUGGGAAUGCAACUUCACCUUUCAACUAUUGACUAUGAUCGCUGGGAGAUGUAGGAUCAGACCGUCUCGAAAUUGGGAAUGCUCGCUGGCACAAAUGAUCUCCUUGGCCACUCCAAACCCGGCUACUUCUCUGUCACUCCUUGCGUGGCAAGCGGCGCUCUAUUGGACCUGGAAUGAAAGAAAUCAGAGACUGCAUGCUAACCAAUUUAGAUCGAUUGACUCUCUUUUCUCAAUCGUUGAUCACCAGCUCAGGAAUAAAAUCCAGAGUUACAGGGAAACUAACCCCAAGAUCUCCUCAGCCAUGAUGCAGUUAUGGGUCCGCUAG